AGCUAACAGUUUGGCAUUUUUCCCCCCUUCUUCACCGGAUUUCAUGUCGUUACCGAGUCUCUACGGUGGUUGUGCAAGUGUGUCAGAGUGUGUGCAUGUGUGUAUGUGCGUGUGUGUGUGGAGAGAGAAACGAGAGCGUUUAGUCGUGCACUGUUCCUAGCUUCACGCGCUCUCGGUUCCACGGCGGCGGAGGAGCGUCUCGCGCAGCUCGGAGCGGGGAAAUAAAAGGCGGCUCAGUGGAGUGUGCGCUUGUAGCUUUUACCACACAGACAGAAAUGAGUUGGGGAACGGAUCUUUGGGACCAGUUUGAGAACCUCGACAAGCACACGCAAUGGGGCAUCGACUUCCUGGAGCGCUAUGCAAAGUUUGUGAAGGAAAGGCUGGAGAUAGAGCAAAACUAUGCAAAACAGUUGCGGAGCCUGGUGAAGAAGUACUGCCCUAAGCGCUCCAAAGAUGAUGAGCCCAGGUUUACGUCAUGCCUGUCAUUUUACUCCAUCUUGAACGAGCUGAAUGACUACGCGGGGCAGCGAGAGGUCGUUGCCGAGGAGAUGGGCCACAGGGUGUAUGGUGAGCUGCUGAGAUACUCGCAGGACCUGAAAGCUGAGAGGAAACACCACCUCCAGGAGGGACGGAAGACCCAGCAGUAUUUGGAGCAGUGCUGGAAACAGAUGGACAAUAGCAAGAAGAAGUUUGAGCGGGAAUGCAGAGAAGCGGAGAAAUCCCAGAUGCUCUUUGAGAGGUUAGACAACGACAUCAAUGCCACAAAGUCAGAGGUGGAGAAGGCCAAGUCCCAGCUGUAUAUGAGAACCCACAUGGCAGAUGAGAGUAAGAACGAGUAUGCAGCUCAGCUGCAGAACUUCAACGCAGAACAGUGGAAGCACUUCAAUGUGGCCAUUCCACAGAUCUUCAAGAAUCUACAGGACAUGGAUGAGCGUCGGACGGUGAAACUGGGAGAGACGUACCGGAGCUUUGCCGAGGUGGAGAGGAAGGUCAUCCCAAUCAUUUCCAAGUGCUUAGAGGGCAUGGUGACCGCCGCCAAAAACGUCGAUGAGCGCAAGGACUCAUCAAUCGUGGUAGAGUCAUUUAAGUCUGGGUUCGAGCCACCAACUGACUUUCCCUUCGAGGAUUUCAGUCAGAACAUCCAGCGCACAGGGUCAGACGGCACCAUCGGUACUCCCAAAAACGACCCAGGCAAACCUGACCCCAAACACUCAAUGGGAAAAUCCAAGAACAAACUCUGGUUGUUUGGGAAAAAGCCCAAGCUCCCCCCUCCUGCCCCUCCCCCACCCAUUCCUAGUGUCCUUUCUGCCCAUUUUCAGUCUCCUAAAUUCCCCACUGAACGAAUAGCAUACUGUCUCAAUGAAAUGAGAACGGUUACGUCCAAGAUCCCAACAUUCCGGGGUCUAAAGAGAGGGUGGUCAGUGAAGCUGGCUCCAAACCUCGAGGAUCUCAGCCACCUGCCUCCAGAACAGAGACGCAAAAAACUUCAGCAGAGGAUUGACGAGCUCAGCAGAGAACUGCAGAAAGAAAUGGACCAAAGAGAUGCAUUAAAUAAAAUGAAGGAUGUCUAUGAGAAGAAUCCUCAGAUGGGUGACCCGGGGAGUCUCCAGCCCAAGAUCUCUGAGACCAUAUGCAAUAUGGAGAAGCUGCGCUCUGAGAUACACAAAAAUGAGACAUGGCUGGCAGAGGUGGAGGGGAAACAGAGUUCCCGUAGCGAACAGCGGCCCAGUUCAGAUGUGAAUCAUCACGCACCUCAUGGCAGAGAGAGUCCUGAAGGCAGCUACACAGAUGAUCCCAACCAGGAGCACCGGGCGCCUCCCCAACCCGACCACCAUGAGUUUGACGAUGAAUUUGAAGAUGAUGAUCCCCUUCCUGCAAUUGGCCACUGCAAAGCACUCUACUCUUUUGAUGGCUCUAAUGAGGGCACAUUAGUGAUGAAGGAGGAUGAGGUGCUGUAUGUUAUCGAGGAGGAUAAAGGUGAUGGCUGGACGCGUGUUCGUAAGCAGAGUGGUGAGGAGGGUUACGUUCCCACAUCCUACGUGGAGAUCACGCUGGAGAAGCACAGCAAAGGUGCGGUCACCUACAUUUGAGCUCAUCUGAAGCAUGGUCGCCCAGCCAUGCUUGUCAUGUUGACUGUUGGCAUUGGCAGCACCACAGACUGCAUCGUACCCUGUUCACUGUGUGAGCCCAUGGACAAACACACACAUAUAUAUAUAUAUAUAUAUAUAUAUAUAUAUAUAUAUAUAUAUAUAUAUAUAUAUAUAUAUAUAUAUAUGUAUAUAUAUACACACACACACUGGGUAAAGUGACCCUGACUAUGUUUACUUCAAUGGCAGGUUACUUUCUUUUUCACAUUUCAGAUUUUAUUCGCCUUAUGAAGUGUUCUCAGUUCAUCUCGGAUUAUUAGCUUUGGCCAUCAUUUAAAGUGACCUUUUAUCUCAGUAAUGCAGUAGGAUUAAUUAAUUUCAUUCUUAAUGAACAACCUUAUUUUCAGUAAGUAUUACUGAAAUGGACCUGCGAUUACUGUUCCUAGAAGUGUUUCAGGUGCCACCUUGCAUUCAAUGCUCAAGCUUAGGCAUUUAGAAGUCCAAAUCAUUUAGAACAGUGGAAGAGUAAAAUUGUAUGUUGAGUGGACAAGCUUGGAGCAUUUUCGUGGGCUGUAUAAUGUACACCAGCUUGAUGGGUGUGACUUCUCUGUCCUAUCCUGUGAUUUCUGGCCAAAUUUGUAUAAUCCACAUUUAUGUGCUGCAUCACUAUUCUUCAAAUCAUUAUAUGAUAAAUCUCAGGAUCUGCAGUACAUCUGUGUUAGUCUCCACAUACGCCCUCAGUCCUCUCUAGUCGUGUUUUGUGUGAGUGACGGUGCUCUCUUUCCUCUCUCUGUGGCUACAGGUUCCUGAGUGGAUGAGUGGGGCUCUGUGGUGUUGGUGGAAGGGACACGCUGCUCUGGGUCUAUUAGUAGGUAGUGCAGGGGGUUUCAGCUGGAAGAGACAGGAACAGAGAUAAGCAAGCAGAUUGCAUGUUUGCAUGCUGACUCUCAUUUCCAUUAACAUCAUUUCGAUUCAGCAGAAGCCUAUGACAUAGAUGUGGUAGAAGAGGGGAGAGGGAUGGAAUAGGGUGGGGGUGUAAAGUGAGGAAUCAGCUGCAUGGUAGAAAGAGUAGGAAACCCAAAGAGCUGAUCUAACCUGAUAUAUUUAUCCUAAACUGUGCCUGACCCUAACAUUUCGCCUUGUUGCACUCCAUUCCAGCGCUGUCAUAGGAAUGUUUUCCUGUGUCAUCCCUUUUGCUUGCCUUAACAUGCAUGACGUGAACAUGUCACUCCCUCUCUCAGGGCUGACUUGUCAGCACCUGGUAGGAUGUAACCACUUCUAAUCUUUCAUCACCCCAUUUCUGUGAUGUCUUGUUUAUAUCAUUAUUGCAUAUUUUUUUCCCAUUUUGACUGUAUUCAUCAACAAUAACACAUCCAUCAUGAAUGCUAAGUACAGCAUGAAUGAACCAGAGUAGACACAAGACUGGACCACAGCAGCCCUAUCACCAAUCUCCAACAUAAUUAUAACCAACUGGCAGUUCUCUCAGUGUGUGCUGUGGAUCAAAAUACUGCCUUGGACCAAUAGAGGGUGACGCAUCAUCAUACAAAACGGACCAAAGCCUGGAUCUGUGAGAAAUGCAGUGAACACUCCAACCUUCCUUACAGCCAAUCCUAACACCUUUAUUCUCUUCCAGCUUUCAGUAUCAUGCUUGAAGAACUCGUUUUCCAAUAAGUGUCUGCAUUAUCCAAAAGUGUCUGCGUUAUCCUUUUGUGUAUGUUUGUGAAUGUGUCAUGCAUAUAUUAAAACAAUGUGUAUGCAUAUGAAUUAUAUGUAUGCAUAUGUAUAUACCUAGUUAGGUUUUAAUACUGAUUUGUAAGUAUUAACAACUUUUAUUUCAUACUGAAUGUGUUUUUACCAUGUCUUUUUAUAGGGUUUUUAAUCGUGCGAAUGAUUUUCGCUUCUACAACUCGUGCUGUUUUCUCUUUGUAAUCAGUGCUUCUUUUAAAGUCUGAACACUUUUCUGCAGAGGACCCUGGUCUUAACCGAUGCACUUUUUACCCUACUUCAUUUAAAUUUGAAUUGAGUGAAUGAAUGAAUGAUGUUGGCUCUGACUGCUACUUUUGUAUAAAUAUAUUGUACAGUAAGAAACAGUGACCACUAUCUACUGGGGUGUUUGAUCAAGAGCAAGAGCAAACAGGAAAUAAAUGCUAAAGUCCCUUUGUCUCA
Pangasianodon hypophthalmus (striped catfish) is the source of this 4253-nucleotide messenger RNA. RefSeq names its product formin binding protein 1-like (gene fnbp1l). The transcript is spliced from 16 exons. Gene Ontology annotation, molecular function: protein binding. The coding region runs from base 276 to 2090 and encodes 604 amino acids. Gene Ontology annotation, biological process: signal transduction. The record is from RefSeq and is a predicted model, not a curated record. Lineage: Eukaryota; Metazoa; Chordata; Actinopteri; Siluriformes; Pangasiidae.